Cyphellophora europaea CBS 101466 is the source of this 1689-nucleotide messenger RNA. RefSeq lists its product as uncharacterized. The coding region runs from base 1 to 1689 and encodes 562 amino acids. The transcript has 4 exons. NCBI's taxonomy places the organism in Eukaryota, Fungi, Ascomycota, Eurotiomycetes, Chaetothyriales, Cyphellophoraceae. Gene Ontology annotation, molecular function: alpha-1,2-mannosyltransferase activity. Gene Ontology annotation, cellular component: endoplasmic reticulum membrane. Gene Ontology annotation, biological process: GPI anchor biosynthetic process. The record is from RefSeq and is a predicted model, not a curated record.
AUGUGGCGGCGCACCUAUCUACUACUGUUGUUUGUGCGCAUCUACUUUGCGCUGUGUCCGAGUUAUCUGCAUCCAGACGAGAACUUCCAAGGACCAGAAGUCAUCGCAGGUACUGUCUUCGACUACCCAAGCCGUCGGACGUGGGAAUGGACCUCAGACCGACCGAUUCGCAGUGUCUUCCCGCUAUGGCCAGCGUACGGCUUGCCAAUGGUCCUUCUCCAGUGGCUGUGGCCACGCGGUAGUGACGAGCCUGUUGAUACCACCGCCAUCUACUAUACCUUGCGAGUUGUCAUGUUCAUCCUCAGCUUCGUACUGGAAGAUUGGGCCAUUCAUGAGCUGGUUCAUUCCCCAAGAUAUCGGAGACAGGCGGUGGUACUGGUGGCUUCGUCGUACGUGACCUGGACCUAUCAGACCCACACCUUUUCCAACUCCGUGGAGACCCUUAUUGUGCUUUGGAGUCUUGUGUUGAUAGAGCGCAUAGCCAAUGAAGAGAAUGCUUCGCUCUCUUCAAGCUUUGUCUUGGCCUUCUUGCUUGUCUUUGGCACUUUCAACCGAAUCACGUUUCCAGCUUUCGUUAUGAUACCCGGCAUCACACUGCUGCCACAGUUUUGGAAUAGACCUUCUUGCUUCUUCACCAUUAUCGUCUCCGGCUUAUUUUGGACCUUUAUCGCUGUUGCGACCGACACAGCAUACUAUAAACCCGAGGCGAACGACUCUUACCGCGCCUUGUUUCGCCAUAUCAGCAGUUCGCCAGUAAUAACUCCUCUCAACAACAUCAUCUACAACUCCCAAACCUCCAAUCUCGCCCAACAUGGCCUCCACCCUCACUACCAACACCUCCUCGCAAACUUGCCCCAGCUUCUUGGGCCUGCCCUCGUCCUCCUCGUUGGACAGUGCUAUCCUUUCGGCCAGCGCACGCUGACAUCGGUGCUGUUCAAUCCUCGACUCUCUUCUGCCACGACAUCGAUCCUCAUCCUCUCCAUCAUCCCUCACCAGGAAUCCAGGUUCUUGCUUCCCUGUGUUCCGUUACUUCUGACCUGCCUUCGGCUCCCCACAUCGCCCCGCCUUCGCACAGCAUUCUGGAGUUCCUGGGCAGUCUUCAACCUGCUCCUCGCCACCCUCAUGGGCAGCUAUCACCAGGCCGGCAUUGUCCCGGCACAACUCUCCGUUCCCAGCAUUGUUCAACAGUCCCUCAACACAACUUCAUCAUCCUCGGAAAACAUCGAAGUCUUCUGGUGGAAGACCUACCCACCUCCCACUUACCUCCUCGGCUCGCCGCCACCAAACCACCCUACCUCCGACAAGCCCCUCAACAUCAGCACGAUCCCGCUGCUAGGCCUUCCGCAACGCGAUCUACUCUUUCUGCUCAUGCAGCACGUCCCGACCUGCGAUCCAUCCCUCAUCGAGCGUCUGACCCCUCACAGCCAGUCCACGGACGUUUUCGUCGCUGCGCCGCUGUCCGCCUGGCGCCUCCCAGACGGCCAGUACCCGGACGUACGAGAUUUCAGCUUCCAGGUGGAGUUUGAGCGACAGGACGUGCAACUAGCGCUGCGCAAUCUGGGGACGUGGAGAAAGCACCUCAACCUGGACGACAUGGAUUUCGGGGACGAUGGCAUCUUGCCGACUCUACAGCGCGUGGUUGGGAGAAGGGGCUUGGGAGUUUGGAGAGUUGAGCGCGUUUGCGAAUGA